GCACUUCUCUCUCUCUCUCUCUCUCUCCUCAUCUCUCCAGGCAGCACCACAAGCGACCUGGCCCAGGUCUCGGGUCUGUCGGAGAUGGGACGGUAUAUAGAGUGAGUUGCGUAAGAGAGUCAAUCAUUCUUUGCUACAUGGAAAGCACCAUCGCUCUCCUAUAAGUAGCUCGCUACUCUCCCAGAAGUACUUUGGAAGAGCCUCGCUUCGUGUCUAAUCGGUGGUUCCCGAGAGCUUGGCACGAGGAUCAAUUCGACGAGCUGAAUGAAAUUGAGUGGGCAGAAGUAGAAGAGGGAUCGGGUACACAAGGCCCUUGGGCAAUCGAGAGAAGUAGGCGAAGAUGGCGGGCUGCGGUGCGGAGGGUUUGAGCAAUAUCACGGCCUUGCUGACAGCCGGAGGCGCAACUGAGUCCGCUGCACAGCAAGUGGGGGAUUUUCUCUGCGGGAAAUUCGAUGGCAUCUCGUCAGCGCUCGUCAGUCAGACUUACGCCAUCGACAACACGUAUCUGCUCUUCUCCACAUACCUCGUCUUCUCCAUGCAGAUCGGAUUCGCCAUGCUGUGCGCAGGCUCGGUGCGGGCCAAAAACACCAUGAACAUCAUGCUCACCAACGUGCUGGACGCAGCGGCGGGCGGAAUCUCGUUCUAUCUCUUCGGAUUCGGAUUCGCCUUCGGCCGCAGCUCGAAUAACAAUCGAUUCAUCGGCAGCAAUUUCUUCGCCCUGCACGCCUACCCGAACGCCGAGAACUCUCUCGACUACAGCUUCUUCCUCUUCCAGUGGGCGUUCGCCAUCGCCGCAGCAGGAAUCACCAGCGGCUCGAUCGCGGAGCGGACGCAGUUCGUCGCUUACCUGGUUUACUCCUCCUUCCUCACCGGGUUCGUCUACCCGAUCGUAGCUCACUGGCUCUGGUCCGCGGACGGCUGGCUCGGAGCAGCAGCCGGCGGCAGUCGGCUGUUCGGAGUGGGAGCCAUCGACUUCGCCGGCAGCGGCGUGGUGCACAUGGUGGGAGGCAUCGCCGGUCUCAUGGGAGCGUGGAUCGAGGGCCCUCGCAUCGGGAGGUUCGGGCGAGACGGUCGCCCCGGGAUGGACAUGCGCGGCCACAGCGCCUCGCUCGUGGUGCUCGGCAGCUUCCUGCUUUGGUUCGGAUGGUUCGGGUUCAACCCCGGUUCGUUCUUGAAGAUCAACGUCCCCUUCUCAGACUCGACGUUCGAAGGCAACUGGACUGGAGUCGGCCGGACCGGAGUUACCACGACUCUCGCGGGAUGCGCGGCCGCGCUUACCACGUUGUUCGGUCGGAGGUGGAUGACAGGGCACUGGAAUGUGACCGACGUCUGCAAUGGCCUGCUCGGGGGGUUCGCUGCCAUUACGGCCGGAUGUGCAGUGGUCGAGCCAUGGGCUGCUAUCAUCUGUGGCUUUGGCGCUGCGUGGGUGCUGAUGGGCUUCAAUUUCCUGGCCGCCAAGCUCAAGUACGAUGAUCCACUGGAGGCUGCCCAGCUGCAUGGAGGUUGUGGUGCUUGGGGAUUGUUCUUCACAGGUCUUUUCGCCACGAAGCAGUACGUUCUCGAGGCGUAUGGACCGGACCGAGGGCAUGGUCUUUUCAUGGGCGGAGGAGGAAGGCUUCUUGCGGCCCAGUUGAUCGAAAUUCUCGUUAUCACAGGAUGGGUGGUUGCCACCAUGGGGCCCUUGUUCUGGGUCUUGCACAAAUUCCAUCUUCUGAGAAUUUCGCCCGAUGAUGAGAUGGCGGGUAUGGAUCUGACCAGACAUGGUGGUCAGGCUUACCACAUCGAGGAGCAGCCUCAAUUCCUCACCGCCCCGUUCGGAAACGAGGGCUCGAAUAAAAGCAGAAACUUGGAUAUCAGGCAAACCGUUCCUACUGCUACUCCAUGAUCAGAGCUCCGGACUCUCUGAUAGAUCGCCGACUUCGACUAAAAUUUUCAGCUCGAAAGUUGAAUGUCAACGAGUGUCACGAGCACAUCGAAUUGAGAGUCGAUCGAUCUCUGAAUAAGUCACGGCUUUGGGUCCAGUCUCACAGACAACGACAUCAACACCCGCCUCUGCCAGUGGUAAUAGAAAAAUCAUUUGCUGAUAAUACAUACUGUACUCCUAGAAUCUCGAGCUUCAAAGUAUCUUUCGAGAGAUGGUUCCUAGUCGACUUCGACAAUGAUGGAUCGACUCAAGAACGGCUGGGAAAUCUUCUCCGAAUGCCAAGUGCACGCAGAAUCUCUGCGUUCACUUGGCACCUGUCAUCAGUCGCAGUGGCCGCUGGCUCGGCGGCCGCUCGUGAUUCUGGAUCGGUAGUGUUUAUACGCUAGUUUCAAGACUUUGAAUACCCUGAAGUUUCUCGGUGGUGAAGCAGAGGGCCUGAUAUGUGCUCGCGCCUGUCUGUAAGGAUUCAUCCGACUCGUGAAAGGCCAGUCCAGUCUUCGAUUUGCGUACCUUAUAUUAAACGAACAUCCAUCUGCAGUUGGCACACUUCAUGUCACAGAAAAUUUAUACUUCGGCUUGUUCAGGACGUUUUAGUUUUCAAUACAGUACUUGUAGCAUAGGUCCUGGAUAAUGUCCAGGGGGUUGCCCAGCUUUGUGAGACAAGUCAAAUUCACUUGUUUGGCCUAUCUUGAGUUAUAUAUCUAUCCUGCAGUUCUCUCAGAACUGUCAAGAUUCCGUCUGCUUCUGCUGACUUCA
Messenger RNA from Marchantia polymorpha subsp. ruderalis, 2680 nucleotides. The record is from the annotation of a GenBank genome assembly. NCBI's taxonomy places the organism in Eukaryota, Viridiplantae, Streptophyta, Marchantiopsida, Marchantiales, Marchantiaceae.